Periconia digitata is the source of this 1396-nucleotide messenger RNA. The record is from the annotation of a GenBank genome assembly. NCBI's taxonomy places the organism in Eukaryota, Fungi, Ascomycota, Dothideomycetes, Pleosporales, Periconiaceae.
CCACUUCGAUCGACGCAGAUCGAGCGACACCAGAGUCACGCCAAGUCACGUGACUACUCAGAUUAUGUAAUCGCGUCUUACGCUGCUCCGCGAAGUUUCCGAAGCUCAGUUACUUCGGAAUUCAGAUACACCAUGUCGCUCGCCGACUACCUCGCAAAGAACUACCUGACCGCCGACUCAGACAAAAAGUCCAAAAAGCGGAAGCGGAAGAACAAAGAUGGCCUCAAAAUCGACGACGACGACAUCUCUGGCUGGAACAAAGGCGGCGAGAGCGACGACGACGAUGCGCCGACAAUUGCCGGAAUGACCCUCUCAAGCAAAUCCAAAAAGAAGAAGAAAUCUAAACCCUCAGAAGGCGCCCCCGGCUGGACAACCGUAGGCGUCGCCGCACCCUCGACCGCCGCGCAAAUCGCCGCCGACGCAGCAGCCGCAGAUGCAAUCAUCGCCUCUACAGUAGCAGACCGCCAAAAUGCCGCGCAAGCCGAGGACGAAGCCCCCGAAAUGGUAGACACGGAAGGCGUGUUCCUUGAAUCCGGUGCGAAAGCCGGUCUCCAAACAGGCGCGCAGGUCGCAGCAGCCAUGAAGAAGAAACUGGAAGCAGAGAAGCGGGAGGCGGCCGAAGCAGCCAAAGACGGCGGGGCGGGCGAGACAAUCUACCGAGACGCCAGCGGACGAAUCAUCAACGUAGCCAUGAAGCGCGCAGAGGCCAGGAAGAAGUUGGAGGACGAGGAAAAGAAGAAACGGGAGCAGGAAAGAGCCGCUCGUGGCGACGUGCAGAAUGCGGAAGCUGUGAAGCGGAGACAGCAGUUGGAGGAUGCGAAGGGCGUCACGAUUGCUCGGUACGCGGAUGACGCGGAGCUCAACGACGAGCUCAAGGACCGAGACAGGUGGAACGACCCGGCUGCGGGGUUCGUUAAGAAGAAGAAAGCUGGGCGAAGCAUCACGGGGAAACCGCUGUACAAAGGUGGGUUUCAACCAAACCGGUACGGCAUACGGCCUGGCCAUCGAUGGGACGGCGUCGAUAGAGGCAAUGGGUUUGAGAGCGAAUGGUUCAAGAGUCGGAAUCGCAAGGCAAAUGUCGCAAAGAUGGAGUAUGCAUGGCAAAUGGACGAGUAAGAAGGAGCUGGCGGGAGCAAAAGUCACAACCACCUCGUAUCCAUCCAUCCAUCCAUCCACAUUCCCAUGAUCCAUACCUUUUUAUCCUGGCAGGCAUAGCGCGGCGUUGGUUAAUCACGGACAAAACAGUCUGAUUUCACGAUUCAUCACACAAAAAAUUACCUGUAGCUCACACUCUCACUUAUUGUUCUGUCGCUUGUCAUCCCGCACGCCUCAUCUCACUCGCCCCCACAAACAGGACAUCGUCAAACACAACCACCUACCUAAAUGCCCCCUUCCC